Messenger RNA from Olea europaea var. sylvestris, 2535 nucleotides. RefSeq names its product pentatricopeptide repeat-containing protein At5g18950. The record is from RefSeq and is a predicted model, not a curated record. Gene Ontology annotation, molecular function: protein binding. NCBI's taxonomy places the organism in Eukaryota, Viridiplantae, Streptophyta, Magnoliopsida, Lamiales, Oleaceae. The coding region runs from base 571 to 2376 and encodes 601 amino acids. The transcript is spliced from 4 exons.
ACAAUUUUCAGGCCCUUAAAGUAUAGCAGAAGCCAGAAUGGAAGAUGAGAUUCAGAUUGGAUCCUGUAUUUCAAGAAUUUAUUCAAGCCAAUAGCUUAUAUGCUCGUGAGUUGUGAUGGUGGAAUUCUCAAGGGUGUAAUUCCAUAAUUUUCGUCGAAAUUCCACUUCCCAAGCCUCAACAAUCACAGGACCGGCCCUGUUUCCAACCCUGCUGUGCUAUGAUAUACACACUUCAAGCCUCAUUCAAAGGUAGCAGAUUCGUGUUAGGGGAUUACCGCAUGAUGCGAUUUUAGUUUUGUGAAUAAUGGUAUAUUGUCGGAGAAGUGCAAUGAAUCAUCGGUUUUGUGGUUGAUAUCGCCCGCACUGAAAAUACUUCCUGGGUCCGCCCAUGUCUAUGACUAUGAAUGAAAGAAUUUUUUUCAAAGAACGAAACUUUCCACACACAGACGCAUGAAUUUAUAUGUAUAUGACAUGGUAUGUGCUCAAUGUAAUAUCAAUCUUUUGAUACCAAAUUUUUAUUUACAUUUUCAUUGAAGAGGAAUUUUGAAAAUUCAGUAAAACUAAAUUUAGAUGGGAAAACCUCCAUUGUUUUUCUCAAAUUUAUGCCUCCUGAGAAGUCCCAAACCCGUUCAAAAUCCUAGCCUCCAUAAGCGAUUCCGAACCCGAAGUUUCUGUAAUGACAAAAUUGAGGGGAAAUGUGAAGAAUUUGGAAGGAAUCUGCAAAAUACAGAUGUAAUUAUUGCUCAAGAGAUCUCCAAGGUUAUUCAGACCCAGCCCAGAUGGGAACAAACGCUUUUAUCCGAUAUUCCGGGGGUGAAUUUCAUUGAUCCUAAUGUUUAUAACGAGGUAUUGAGGCAGCAGAAGAAUGUGUUGUUAUCGGCCCGAUUCUAUUAUUGGGUCAGGUCUCAAAAUGGAUUCUUGUCGGAUCCUGUUUCGUGUAACAUGAUUUUUAGUAGGCUUGUGGAGGCCAAGGCUGCAAUAGCCGCAAAGAGUUUUCUUGAAGAAACUAAGUUUGAACCAGAACGAGGGUGUUUGGAGUCUUAUAUUGGGUGUCUUUUUGAAAACGGGUUGGUUGAGGAAGCCUUAGACUUAUUUGAACAGUUAAAAAUGGCAGGCCAUUGUGUGUCGUUGAAGACAUGGAAUUCAGCUAUGCUACAGUCAGUCAAAGCAACAAGAGUCGACAUUGUGUGGAAAUUGUAUAGUGACAUGCUGGAAAGUGAAGUUGUUGGUGAUGUGGAUACGAUUGGAUACUUAGUCCAAGCUUUUUGUAUGGAAAACAAAGUUGCAGACGGCUACAAGCUUCUUCAACAAGUUUUGGCGGUGGGGCAUGUUCCAAGCAAUUCUGCAUUCAAUAAAUUGAUAUCUGCAUUUUGCAAGAGUGGUGAUUAUGCCAAAGUGUCUGCUCUUCUUCAUACCAUGAUUGCGAAGAAUUGCUCUCCAGAUAUACAUACAUAUCAAGAAGUUAUUCAUGGUUUAUGCAAAAGACGUAUGAGGCAUGAAGCUCUUCGAAUUUUCAAUAAUCUGAAGGAUAGAGGAUAUUUUCCAGAUCAGGUCAUGUAUACAACAAUUAUACAUGGUCUUUGUAAAAUGAAAUGGCUUGGAGAUGCUCGGAAAUUGUGGUUUGAGAUGAUUAAUAAGGGAAUCGUUCCCAAUGAGCACACAUAUAAUGUCUUAAUUAAUGGGUUGUGGAGGACUGGUGGUACUGAGGAAGCUGAGAAGCUUUACAAGAAUAUGUGUGAAAGAGGUUAUGGAGAUUCUAUCGUGAGUUACAACACCAUGUUUAAUGGUCUUUGCUUAAAUGGAAAAUUAGACGAAGCUUGUGUCUUGUUCGACCAAAUGGCUGAGAAAGGUAUUGUUCCUGACACGAUCACUUAUAAUUCUCUGAUUCAAGGCUUCUGCAAGAGAGGGAAGAUAUCAGAGGGUAGAUACUUUCUUAAUCAGCUUCUAAAGCAGGGUUUACAGCCUUCAACUGCCUCGUAUACCGUGUUAAUCGAAAAACUUUGUGAGGCUGGAAAUGUCGGGGAAGCUAAAGCAUUCUGGAAAGAUAUGGUAGAUAGGGGUGUGGAACCUGCAGUUUCUGCUUAUGAUGCAAUGAUACUUGGAUUGAGUGAGCAAGGAAAUGUUGCAGAAGGGAUGGAGUGGUUAGGCUCUAUGCUUAAGAGCAGGCUCAAACCACAGAAGCAGACAUUUGAGAGACUUGUUCAAUGUUUAUCUGAGGCUGAUAAGUUGAGUGAUGCUUUAUUUGUUUUAGAUUAUAUGCUGAAAAUGGGUUUUGUAGUAAGUGAAUGUAUUUUCCUUUCUUUGGUAAAGAAACUUUGCCAAGGUAAUUCUUCUCAUUUUGAGACGUGUUUUGGGAGAAUUCUGGAAAGAAGUUGAGGUUCUUGAGACCUAUAGAUCUUUUACAACCUUUUGGUUUUGACAGAAUUACUGAACAGGUAUUAUUCAUAGUAUACAUUUUUCUUUCAAAGUCGACUUAACAUCUGUACGAAUAAAUUUGAUGACAUUUCCAAAAUUUUGGGUGUGAUGGUAUUAUUA